Messenger RNA from Schistosoma bovis, 721 nucleotides. The record is from the annotation of a GenBank genome assembly. NCBI's taxonomy places the organism in Eukaryota, Metazoa, Platyhelminthes, Trematoda, Strigeidida, Schistosomatidae.
UGUAAACACUACUUCCUUCUUUUAUUCAUUGAAUCAUUGAAUGAUUUGUUUAACUGUAUAAUUUUGAUCUUAAUAGUAUACAAUUUAAAUUCAAAUUAUACUGUACUCUAUUUGUUAUUUGAUCUUCAGUAAUUGAUAUAUCUAGAUCUAUAUAUAGACACAUCUAAGAUAGUGGAUCAAGAAAGUGAUCCAUUUCUUCGUGUUGAACAUCAUUAUCUUGGAUCUUUAAGCAGAUCUAUUAUAUUUUCAAUGAUUGAUAUUAGUUAUAAUAUUUUUAUGAUGUCAGCAUUUGUUAGUUUAUGUUCAUCAUCAUCAUCAUCAUCAUCAUAUAAAAAAUUAUAUAAAAGUACAACAAAUAAUUACGGGAUCAUUAAUAAUCAAUAUAUCAAUGUGAAAUCAAUUUCAAUAGAAAAAUUAAAAAAUUAUUUUUAUCGAUUAGAUCAAUUACCAUUUAUUGAUGAAAUGUAUCAAAAUGAUCAAUAUCCAAAUAUAUACGCAUCAUUUGAUGAAUUCAGUAUCAAUGGUAUGGAUAAUCAAAAGAAUUUUAUUAAAAAUCAAUCAUCUUCACAUAAAACUUCUAGUAAAUUAUGUGGUUGUUUCACAAGAAGAUAAUAAAGUGAGAUAUUUAUUUGGAAGAAAGCAUUUAUUAUAACAAAUGAACAUACUACUUACUUGCUUACUUACUUACCUACCUACCUACUUACUUACUUACUUACUUACU